GUUUAAGAAUCAACGGUGGCACUGUCACUGGAGACAAAAGAUGGCGCAUAAUACUGCGUCCCAUAACCUCCUCAAUCUUUCUAGAGGAUUCAAAAGGCUCAACGUUUCUGACCCAUUGACGCAAUGCCUUGCACCUCGAUUGACCCGCACGUUUGCCUCUCAAACAGACCUACCUGUGGCCGACACUGCUAAAGACAUCCGAACCGGAAUCAACGCCUCAAACCCCUCGACUGCCCCGUCAUCAACUGCCUACACCCUCGAAACCCCGAUCAUCAAGACCAUAUAUUCCUGGCCGACUUUAGAACCCAAACAGUUUGGAUGGUAUAGACCCCAGCUUCUCGAUGCUCCGAUGCGUCGAGAUAUUUUGCACCGAGCAGUCAUAUAUGAAGCCGACGCAUCACGUCAAGGUACCGCCAGCACAAAAUGGCGAUUCGACGUUCACGGCAGCAACCGCAAGCUAUACCAGCAGAAAGGUACCGGAAGAGCUCGUGUACGUGACAAGAAGUCACCCAUCAGAAGAGGUGGAGGUGUCGCUUUCGGACCGCAUCCGAGGGACUUCUCGACAGAGCUACAACGCAAGGUCUAUGCGCAGGCGUUCAGGGUCGCCUUGAGUUAUCGUCAUCGGAAAGGCGAACUGGUAAUUUUGAACAACAAGAUCCAACUGCCAUCAGAAGAUCUUGGUGCCCGAUGGUUGAACAAUCUGUUCGAAGCGAAUCAUUGGGGCAAAGCUCAUGGAAGAAGUCUACUGGUCACUGCGACACGCGAGGAGAAGGAGCCAAGAAUUUUUGACGAGAUGGAUCAAAUUGGCGAACAUGGUGUUCUCAAGGACUUUGAAGAUGUUGACGUUAAGGAUUUGUUGGAGACUGGUCGCGUUGUAAUCGAGAAGGAAGCGCUCGUCUCGCUGCUAGUGAGACUUGGGGGUUUUAGUCCAGACGAGCUCAGACCUGUUUAUACUGACACCCUGUAAAAUAUGUACCUAUAGAAGGAAACUUUGGAACCUUUGGUGAAUCUGGCCUCGGUAAAUCAUAGGAAGCAACAUCUUCGACACCACGUCGUGAAAUUGCC
Molecule: messenger RNA, 1065 nt
Organism: Exophiala oligosperma
Lineage: Eukaryota; Fungi; Ascomycota; Eurotiomycetes; Chaetothyriales; Herpotrichiellaceae
Product: 50S ribosomal protein L4
Exons: 2
Coding region: 41-967 (308 amino acids)
Biological process (GO): translation
Cellular component (GO): ribosome
Molecular function (GO): structural constituent of ribosome
Source: RefSeq, a predicted model, not a curated record